Molecule: messenger RNA, 5118 nt
Organism: Triticum aestivum (bread wheat)
Lineage: Eukaryota; Viridiplantae; Streptophyta; Magnoliopsida; Poales; Poaceae
Product: putative disease resistance RPP13-like protein 1
Exons: 2
Coding region: 2201-4189 (662 amino acids)
Molecular function (GO): ADP binding
Source: RefSeq, a predicted model, not a curated record
CGUUCCAUGUUUUGUUCAAAAUAGUACCCAGCGGCAUGUUUCAAAAGCUUGGCGCAAAAGACGUGGUUCGCGUAACGAAAGACUCGCUCCUCGGUCGCUCCCGCGGGCGGCCAGGGGCGAACCCUAGCCACCGCCGCCACCGCCGCAACCCGUCGCCCCCUCCCCUCUCGCCGCCGCCGGUGUGUGUCGCCGGGCAAAGCUCGUGCGGCUCAGCAGCGGCGAGCUCUCUCCUCCUCUCGCUUGGAGCAGCGCGGCGUGGGCCGGCCGCUUCGAAGGAGCUCGGCGCCAUGGCGUUCGGGAAGGCGCAGCGAGGAUGGGCUGAUGGUAGGCACGCGCGGCGAGGCUCCACAGGUGGCUGGGCGGCGCGCCGGGGUGGCGUCGCGCGCGUGGAGUGGCGCGGAUCUGACGCGAGGGGGCUCGGGCGAGGCUGCGUGGGCAGAGGGUCCCGGUGGCUGCAGGGGGAAGUGAGGCGCGGGCGCGCACAGGCUUGGCGCGGCCGCGAUGGGCGCGGUGGCUGCGGGUGCCGCCCAGAUCGGGCGUAGUGGUGCUCCUGUGGAUCUAGUCUGGUGCUCGGGGGGCGUGGGCGCGGAGGGCGUGGAGGGCGUGGGCGGCGUAGUCGACGCGGCUCAGGGCCUAUGGCGGCACAGGGGAGCUGCUUCAAGGUGCAGGUGUGGUAGAUCUGGUCUCUGGCGGCCGCAGUGGCACGCAUGGUGCGCGUGGCGCGCGUCUGUUGCUUGGCUGCGGCCGGCAGUCAUGGUGGCUGACAGUCUCGGGCAGUGCACCUCUUUUCCUUGCCGACAUGGUGCUCGGUAGGGUGCGGCGGUCUGUUGCGUCCGGUGGCUUUGCUCUCGAUGGCCGUCCUUGGCUCUACCCGCUAGCUCUUGAGUUUUGGUCGUCGGUAGCUGCUGCGAGGUGCGGUUGGCUACGGCGGCGACCCCUUUGUCGGUGGGUUGGUGCGGUGGUGAUUGCUUGGUGGGCUUGUCGGUGCCGAUGCGGGUGGAUGUGCGGCCGAGGUGGUCUGAGAGCUUGGGUGAAGACCCUGUCUCGGCCCUGUGCCAUGACGAACGAUGGCGGCAGCUGUGGCCGUUGUGACCUUCUUGGAGGCAUCGCUGAUUUGCUGUUGCACCCUUUUGCACGGAUCCGACCAUCUUGGGGGCUUCGUCUCGGAGCUCGGCAUCGGCAAGCGGGGCCGGUGGUUGGCGGCAGUUGAGGCGUCCAGACUUUUGCGCACGGUGCUUCUGUGGCAAUGAUGACGACGGUGAGCAAUGUCGGAGACGUGGCCUUUGGUUGUGGUAGUCGUCUCUUCUUCUCCGGCGUGUCCGUGGGAGUGCCUCGACUGUUCGUUGCUGUGAAGUCGAAGCCGCGGUGGGGGGCCGAUGGUAUAUGAUGAUGCGUACCAGGUUGUUCGUUCGGUGAUCCUCCGCGAUGCCACCCCAGCCUAGUCUCCUUAGUAGUUUCACCGUUUGGAGUCGGAGUUGCGCUGCCUAGUAUGGAUUGUGUUGGAGUGUUGUGCUGCAGCUUCUAGGGCUGUUGUUUUCUUUUUUUCUUUGAUCUUCGGAUCCUCUGGUCCUAGAACCUUCACCACCUGUUUUCCGUUGCUUCCUACUAUUAUCAAUGAAUGCCAGUGAUGCUGGAUCUUUCAAAAAAAAUAGUACCUGGCACUCUAUUUUAGCUCUGAAAUCGAAGAGAAGACAUCACUUGCAUAAAUCAUAAUUAAAAUGAGUUUCAUGUGUGAAUAAAUCUCACUAGAACAUCCUAGUGUAUAUUUUACUCAAGUGAUUUCUGGUCAGGGUGUUAAAACUUAACAGUUGCAAAGAAGUAUUUAAAAUUUAUCAACUAAUUCUCAUUUCAUGACAUUUCUAUGACUUACCGUUGAAACUAACUUCAUGGGAGUUCUUUAUGGAAACAUGUUUGAGAAAAUAAUCACUACAAUAGUUGGCUUGUUGUAUACCAAUCAGCGUUUUAAAUAGCGGGAUAUGCCAAAUAGCGGCAGCCUCCAAAUCAGCUAUAGCGAGACUAUAGCGGGCUAUAGCCAGCUAAUAGCAGACUAUUGUACAUGAGUACCAUUUAGUGGCACCAUGCUCAAACACUAUAGCAUUUAAAACUAUGAUACAGAUAGUUAUCUUGUUAUAUAAUCUGACUAGAAAAAUUACUUCCUUAAUGCUAAUUGCAUCGCUGCUUGCUCGCAGGACGGAUAUAGAUGUCUAUUCCAGUCAGCAUGAGCUUAUCCGCUGUUGGGGUCGUUGGUGCCGUCAACGAAUGUGUCACUUUGUUUCAAUGGGCCAAAUCUGCCGUUCCCUCUCUUUACUCCCGAUGGAGUGGCUCACAGGAGCAAAUUCUCCAGGACCAUGUGUUGCAGUUGGAGAGUGGCCUACAACUCCUCAGGGACACCCUUCCUGCAAUGUACGACCUCGUUAAUAAAGCAGAGUGGAGAAGCCAUGAACAUGUUGUGGCCAAGCUCCUUCCUAAUCUCAAGGAUGCAGUAGCUGAGGCCGAGGACCUUCUUGAUGAGUUUGGAUGGUACGAGAAGAAGGUACAAGUGGAGGGCAAUGCAAGCCAAUCUUCUUUCAUUGACUUCUUUCAUACCGCCGUACAAGGCAGCUUCAACAAACUGAAUGAUGUCCAAUUGAGGUUGAACCAUCUUUCAAGUCAACUGGAGAAUAUGGGGCUCCGUGGAGUUACACGAUGCUUUGAUAAAAUAGUCAGGCCGGAGACCACAUCUUUUCCAAAUGAAACAAAAAUAUUUGGUCGUGACAAGGAACUAAAGCGCUUAUUGGGAUUUCUCAAUGUACCUACAAUUUCAAAACGCAAGAGAGCAACUAGUUCGGCAAGCACAUCAGCAAGCAAUCAUGUUGGUAAUGAAUCGAGAAUAUUGGGUGUCCAUGUUUUGCCAAUUGUUGGAAUUGGUGGUGUUGGAAAGACAACUUUGGCCCAACAUAUUUGUAACCAUCGACGAGUGAAAUCUCACUUUGAGAUGAUAAUUUGGAUUUGUGUCUCAGAUGACUUUGAUGUGAAGAGGUUAACUAAAGAGGUGAUACAAUCAUGUACUAGAAAUGAGGCAACAACUGAUAAUUUGGAUUCUCUUCAGCGUGAUCUCUCUAACCAUGUGAACAAGAAAAGGUUAUUGAUAGUCCUCGAUGACAUGUGGGAUGAUGCCUUAAAGGAAAAUGGGCAGUGCUGGAAGAGGUUUUGUGCACCUUUUAGAAGUGCCCAAGAUGGAAGUGUGAUGUUGGUCACGACUAGAUGUCCAAAUGUUACUGAGGGGGUGCGGACAAUGGAACCCAUUAUAGUUGAAGGUCUGAAGGACAACGUCUUUUGGAAUUUCUUCAAAUUGUGUGCGUUUGGAUCUGAGGAUUCUAAUAAUGAUCCUGAGUUAGAGAGCAUUGGUAGAAGCAUACUUGCUAAACUAAAGGGUUCACCUCUGGCAGCCAAAACUCUAGGACGCAUGUUAAGCAUGGACCUUCAAGCAUCGCAUUGGAAUUCUAUACUCGAGAGUGAACUGUGGGAGUUGAAACAAGAGGAGACUGACAUUUUGCCUGCACUUCGGUUGAGCUACAUGUAUUUACCAUUCCACCUGAAGCAAUGCUUUGCAUUUUGUGCUGUGUACCCUAAAGAUUACAGAUUUCAUAAGGCACGCUUAGCUGAAAUUUGGGCGGCAGAAGGUUUUGUGGAUCCUCAGUGUGGUGUUCCAAUUCAAGAUAUUGGUUGUCAGUAUUUUGAAGACCUUGUAACACGAUCCUUCUUUCAAAUAAUUAGUAGUAGAUAUGUAAUCCAUGACUUGCUACACGACAUGGCACAAAUGGUUUCAGAGCAGGACUGCUGCAUUUUAAGAAAUAGAAGUGACUUGGAUAAAGUUCCCCAGAAUGUUCGUCAUCUCUACAUACUCCCUAGCAGUGAGUUUGAUGAUUCCAGCUUGUUAAAGCUAUGCAAGUACACAAAGUUGCGUACCCUAAUUUGCAAGAAGGAUUUAAAGAGAAAAACAUGCUUUGUUAUGGGCGAAUGGUGUACUAAACUUCUGCGUAUGCGCGUGAUUUCUUGUGACUCCACAAAUGAGUUACCAGAUAAUAUUGGCAAUUGGAAGCAUCUUCGGUACCUUGAAAUCAACAAAGCUCGCCCUCUGAAGAAAAUUCCUUCAACUUUUUGUUGGCUUUAUCAUCUUCAAAUUUAUAUGCCAAGAAUUGCAGGCUAGAAAGCUUGCCCGAUGACUUUGGUAAACUGAUUAGUUUGCAGAAGUUUGAAUCAGUUGGAUUAACAUAUUAUGAUGGGCGUCGCAUGUAUCUUGGUCCAAAUAACAAGUGGAGAGAUAUUACGUUAAUGAAGAAUCUGAACCAAUUCCGCGGGCACUUGGAGCUUAUUGAUGUUCACUUGCUAAGUAAGGAUCAUGCCGCAGAACUAAACCUGAAGAAUAAGAAAUAUCUUGAUGAGUUGAAACUGAAUAUGCGGGAGGAUCGUCCCACAGGUUUCCCUGAGUCUGAUAUCCAGUUUGAUAUCGACAACAAUGACAUCGAAGUGCUUGAAGUUCUACAGCCUCCUAUCAGUCUCAAGUCUUUGUUCCUCAAAAACUAUGACGAUAUCUGGCUCCCAAGUUGGUUUCAACCACAUAACCUACCAAGAUUAAAAUCACUUACUUUUGUACAUUGUUUUCAACUCGAGAGCAUAUCACCUCCUGCAUCACUUGACAAAUUGGUGAUCAAGGAUUGUCCAAACCUAGUUUCAAUUGGUGGAGCAAAGGCACUUGCAAAAAUAAAGACCGUCGAGAUAUCCAUGUGUCCAAAGUUAAAGGAAGCGGAGUAGAUCAAUACAAUAUCCCACCUAAGGGACUGGAGGCACGGGAGAUAAAAGGCUGCAUUACUUGGAAAAUGAGGACAACAAGACUUUGUGCCUGCCUCGUCGUCUAUAUGGCUGUCCGUGGCUGAUUACUGAUUUCUACCCUUGCAGUUUCAUACCAUCAACAAUUUCUCAUAUUUGUACUGAUAACUAUCAGUUCCCAGUUAGUAAACUCGUUGUAAUCUAUGAAACGACAGAGAAUCACCGACUCACCGUAGUGUUUUGGUUCAUCUUAACUCUGGAAUAUGUUCACCUUCCAUUGAUGAGCACCGCAUUUGCCUGUUUGUGAUA